AUACCUUUCUCGGCCUUUUGGCUAAGAUCAAGUGUAGUAUCUGUUCUUAUCAGUUUAAUAUCUGAUACGUGGGCCAAUGGCCCACACGAUAUUAAAUUAAUUUGGGCUUCUCGUGUGUCGCCCAUGCGUUGCAAUAUUGCACGGGCCUGGCGCACCCCACCAAUUUUAGUAAAAUAUUUGUUGACUGCGUUUUUUUUUUGUAAUUCCAAGCUCUAA
Messenger RNA from Linum tenue, 216 nucleotides. NCBI's taxonomy places the organism in Eukaryota, Viridiplantae, Streptophyta, Magnoliopsida, Malpighiales, Linaceae. The record is from the annotation of a GenBank genome assembly.